AUGACGACAGAGGUGGAGGUUAAUCCAUUUAGGCCAGGAGGUGCACUAUCAAGAGAGGCGGAAAUAAUUUUAAAGAAUUCCACUAUCCUACGAGACACGGUCAUUAUCAAUGAUCCAUCCCUUCAACGGCCGAAUGGAUCGGUAGUUGCGAACAGCACUUCUGAAUUAAGUUCAUCUCCCAUUAAACCAUCCUAUGUUGGCGACGUUCACGCUUCGCCAACUCGACAGACGUCCAACGGUCACACAGCCAAAGAGUCAGCUCCUGCAGCCAAUUCCUCUGAGCCAAUCAC
This is a messenger RNA of Dicrocoelium dendriticum, 290 nucleotides long. NCBI's taxonomy places the organism in Eukaryota, Metazoa, Platyhelminthes, Trematoda, Plagiorchiida, Dicrocoeliidae. The record is from the annotation of a GenBank genome assembly.